Molecule: messenger RNA, 339 nt
Organism: Suillus discolor
Lineage: Eukaryota; Fungi; Basidiomycota; Agaricomycetes; Boletales; Suillaceae
Exons: 6
Coding region: 1-339 (112 amino acids)
Source: RefSeq, a predicted model, not a curated record
AUGUCGCCUUGCAAGCAAACCGACCAUGAGCAAAUUUUAAGCAUAUGUCAAGGUUUUGAACCCACACAGACAGAUUUAAAUUCUGUUGUAUCAACUGCUUGGCUAAAACCAGUUAGAUUUACUUCCAAUGAGCCCAAUGAUUCAGAAACUCCUGCUGGGGCUUUUAACUUCAAGACCUGUUUAUCUAACAAUUGCCCUGAAAAAGUGCUGACAGCAGACCACCACGGUCUUGACUUGGUUGAAGAAGAAGAAGAAGAAGAAGAGCAGAUUACACAUCAAACUUUCAAGUUUGAUCCUAAUAACCCGGGGAAUGAGGAAAAAUACAAAUCUAUCUAUUAA